Vicia faba (fava bean) is the source of this 402-nucleotide messenger RNA. NCBI's taxonomy places the organism in Eukaryota, Viridiplantae, Streptophyta, Magnoliopsida, Fabales, Fabaceae. The record is from the annotation of a GenBank genome assembly.
AUGCUUUCUGUGGAAACAGUUUCUUAUAGGUAUAUUGUGAAUGAUGAGUAUACAAAGUUGCUAAUGGCAAAGAGAGGGCUAAGGCAAGGAGACCCUCUCUCUCCCAUGAUUUUUGUUCUGGUGAUGGAUUACUUGUACAGGAUCCUCCAAAAGCUGAAGUCUAACCCUAAUUUCAACUUCCAUGCCAAUUGUGAAAAGCUGGGGAUUAUUAAUCUGAGCUUCGCAGACGAUUUGCUUCUAUUUUCUAGAGGGGACUCUGGUUCUGUAAAUAUUUUGUUGCAAUCCUUCAACAACUUUUCCUCUUCAACUGGGCUAGGUGCAAAUCCAAUGAAGUGUCGUAUCUACUUUGGCAAUGUUAAUAUGAAGGAAAAAGAUGAUAUUAAGAAGAUAACUACUUUCUAG